This is a messenger RNA of Lipotes vexillifer (Yangtze River dolphin), 3741 nucleotides long. Its product is annotated as nuclear pore membrane glycoprotein 210-like. The record is from RefSeq and is a predicted model, not a curated record. The annotation marks the transcript as partial. Gene Ontology annotation, cellular component: nuclear pore. The transcript has 27 exons. NCBI's taxonomy places the organism in Eukaryota, Metazoa, Chordata, Mammalia, Artiodactyla, Lipotidae.
CUCCCACAGGCUGUGGACCCCUCCUCUGUCGCCUUGGUGACCCUCGGCUCCUCAAAAGAGAUGCUUUUCGAGGGGGGUCCCAGACCCUGGGUCCUGGAGCCUUCCAAGUUCUUCCGCAACGUCACCUCUGAGGACAUGGACAGCGUCAGUCUGGCUCUCUUUGGGCCCCCUGCCGCCCGGAAUCACCAGCAACACUGGAUCCUCGUGACCUGCCAGGUCUUGGGCGAGCAGGUCAUCGCCCUCACGGUGGGGAACAGGCCCAGCAUCACGAACCCCUUCCCGGCGCUGGAGCCCGCUGUGGUGAAGUUCGUGUGUGCGCCGCCCUCCCGGCUCACCCUGGCGCCCGUCUACGCCAGCCCCCAGCUGGACCUGUCCUGCCCGCUGCUGCAGCAGAACAAGCAGGUGGUUCCGGUCUCCAGCCAUCGCAACCCCCUGCUGGACCUGGCCGCCUAUGACCAGCAGGGCCGCAGGUUCGACAAUUUCAGCUCGCUGAGCGUCCAGUGGGAGUCCACCAGGCCGUCGCUGGCCAGCAUCGAGCUGGACCCGCCCUUACAGCUGGUGUCCCGGGACGAUGGGAGCGGCCAAAAGAAGUUGCACGGUUUGCAGGCCAUUUCAGUUCACCAGGCCUCGGGCACCACGGCCAUCUCUGCCACUGCCACUGGCUACCAGCAGUCCCACCUGGACAUGGCCAGAGUGAAGCAGCCGCACCAUCCCCUCGUGCCCGUGUCGGCCUCCAUCGAACUCUUGCUGGUGGAAGACGUGAGGGUCAGUCCAGAAGAGGUGGCCAUCUACAACCACCCGGGCGUGCAGGCAGAGCUGCACGUCCGAGAAGGCUCUGGCUACUUUUUCCUCAACGCCAGCAGCGCAGAUGUGGUCAGCGUGGCCUAUCAGGAAGCCCGGGGCGUCGCCACGGUGCACCCUUUGCUCCCGGGCACCUCAACCAUCAUGAUCCACGACUUGUGCUUAGCCUUCCCGGCCCCGGCAAAGGCUGACGUUUAUGUCUCGGACAUUCAGGAGCUGUACAUCCGCGUGGUAGACAAGGUGGAGAUUGGGAAGACGGUCAAGGCGUAUGUUCGCGUGCUGGACUUCCACAAGAAGCCCUUCCUGGCCAAGUACUUGGCCUUCAUGGACCUGAAGCUCCGGGCAGCCUCCCAGAUCGUUACGUUGGUGGCCCUCGAUGAGGCCCCAGACGACUACACCGCUGUGUUUCGUGUCCACGGCGUGGCCAUUGGCCAGACCAGUCUCACCGCAACCGUGACCGAUAAGGCUGGACAGAGAAUCAACUCAGCCCCACAGCAGAUUGAGGUCUUUCCCCCGUUUCGGUUGAUACCCAGGAAGGUGACGCUGAUUAUCGGGGCCACGAUGCAGGUCACCUCCGAGGGCGGCCCCCAGCCUCAGCCCAACGUCCUCUUCUCCAUCAGCAAUGAGAGCGUGGCGCUGGUGAGCGGCGCCGGGCUCGUGCGAGGCCUCUCCGCGGGCCACGGCGCCGUGUCGGGGGUCGUGCAGGCCGUGGAUGCCGAGAGCGGCAGGCUCGUCGUCGUGUCACGGGACCUCGUGGAGGUGGAGGUGUUGCUGCUCCAGGCUGUGAGGAUCCGUGCCCCCAUCACUCGGAUGAGGACGGAGACCCAGAUGCCUGUCUACGUCACCGGGAUCACCAACAACCAGAACCCUUUCUCCUUCGGCAAUGCCGUGCCGGGCCUGACCUUCCACUGGUCUGUCACCAAGCGAGACAUCUUGGACGUCCGGGGACGGCACCACGAGGCAUCGCUCCAGCUGCCGUCGCAGUACAACUUUGCCAUGAACGUGCACGGCCGGGUGAAGGGCCGCACCGGGCUGAGGGUGGUGGUCAAGGCCCAGGACCCCACAGCCGGGCAGCUGCUGGGCCUCGCCAAAGAGCUCUCUGACGAGAUCCAAAUCCAGGUGUUUGAAAAGCUGCGGCUGCUGAACCCUGAAAUAGAAGCAGAACACGUGUUAAUGUCGCCCAACUCAUUUGUCAAGCUCCAGACAAACAGGGAUGGCGCCGCCUCUCUGAGCUAUCAUGUCCUGGACGGGCCUGAGAAGGUUCCCAUCGUGCACGUUGAUGAGAGAGGCUUCCUGGUGUCGGGGUCCCUGAUCGGGACAUCCACUGUCGAAGUGACGGCCCAAGAGGCUUUUGGGGCCAACCAGACCAUCAUCGUGGCUGUCAAGGUGUCCCCUGUUUCCUACCUGAGGAUCUCCAUGAGCCCCGCCCUGCACACCCAGAACAAGGAGGCUCUGGCGGCCCUGCCCCUGGGAGUGACCGUGACUUUCACCGUCCACUUCCACGACAACUCCGGAGACAUCUUCCACGCUCACAACUCUGUCCUCAACUUUGCAACUAACAGGGACGAGUUUGUGCAGAUCGGGAAGGGCGCCACCAACAACACCUGCGUGGUCCGCGCGGUCAGCGUGGGCCUGACGCUGCUCAGAGCGUGGGACGCGGCACACGGCGGCCUCUCUGACUUCGUCCCGCUGCCUGUCCUGCAGGCCAUCUCCCCCGAGCUGUCCGGAGCAGUGGUGGUGGGGGACGUCCUCUGUCUGGCCACGGUUCUGGUCAGCCUGGAAGGCAUCCCCGGAACCUGGAGCUCAUCAGCCCGCAGCAUCCUCCACGUCGACCCCAAGACAGGCGUGGCCGUGGCCCGGGAAGCGGGAUCUGUGACCGUUUACUACGAGCUCGCCGGGCACCUGAAGACCUACAAGGAGAUAGUGGUCAGCCUCCCUCAGAGGAUCGUGGCCCGGUACGCCCGCCCCGUCCAGACCAGCUUCCAGGAGGUUGCGGCCUCCAAAGUGAUGGUCACAGUGGGAGACCGGAGCUCUAACCUGAGAGGUGAGUGCUCCCCCGGCCAGGUGGAAAGCAUCGCAGCCCUGCACCCAGAAUCCCUCCUCGGCUGCCAGCUGCAGUUCAAGCAAGACAUCUUCGACUUCCCAGCCCGUGAGGUUUUCACCGUAGAACCGGAGUUUGACGCUUCCCUGGGCCGGUACCUCUGCUCGGUGACUAUGCUCAGGCUUACGGACAAGCAGCUGAAGCACCUGAGUCUGAAGUGGACAGCACUGCUGGUCACUCCCUCUCUCCCAGGAAGCCACUUCUCCGGAGAGCAGGUCGGGGCCGAGGUGCCCUUCAGCCCAGGGCUUUACACUGACCAGGCUGAAAUCCUUUUGAGCAACCACUACACCAGCUCCGAGGUCAAGGUCUUUGGUGCCAUGGAAGUUCUGGAGAACCUGGAGGUGAAGUCCGGGUCCCCAGCCGUGCUGGCCUUCGUGAAGGAGAAGUCUCUGGGGCUGCCCAGCUUCGUCACCUACACAGUCGGCAUCUCGGACCCCACGGCCGGCAGCCAGGGGCCUCUGUCCACCGCCCUGACCUUCUCCAGCCCCACCACUAACCAGGCCAUCACCGUCCCCGUCACCAUGGCCUUCGUGAUGGAUCGCCGGGGACCUGGUGCUCACGGCUCCGGCCUCUUCCAGCACAUCCUGGACUCCUACCAGGUCAUGUUCUUCACGCUGUUUACCCUGCUGGCCGCGACCGCGGUCACGAUCAUAGCCUACCACACGGUCUGCACACCCCGGGAGCCCACCACACCACCGGCCCUCUCCCCGCGAGCCAGCCCUCGGCACAGCCCGCACUAUGUUCCUGCCUCAUCGCCAACGCCUUUCAACACGCUGCUUCCUGCUCGCAGAGCCAGCCCUCCCUCGGGGCUGUGGAGCCGGGUGUACCCCUCCCACUAG